This is a messenger RNA of Cavia porcellus (domestic guinea pig), 918 nucleotides long. RefSeq lists its product as uncharacterized. The record is from RefSeq and is a predicted model, not a curated record. Lineage: Eukaryota; Metazoa; Chordata; Mammalia; Rodentia; Caviidae. Bases 1 to 906 code for a protein of 301 amino acids. The transcript has 3 exons.
AUGGUCACCUGUGUGAGCAGAACGUCAGCCCGGUACCUCCACGGAAUCUGGCAGAUGCUGGCUGGUGCGAGGAUCGGGGAUGCGGUCUGCUCGUACUGGACCCACCUUCUGAAACACGAAGCGCGUGCGGCGCCCUCUGCUGGCUGCCGCGUCCCUCCACUCGGUCAGCCAGCGUACAAAGAGCGGGUUGGGGCAAGCCGGCAGCGGGCGUUUCCGGCCCAAGCGGACCGGCGCCGCCAUAAACCCCAGGGCAGAUCCGCUGACACUUCACGCCUGCGAGACCCGGACACCGUCAGUGACCCGGACACCGUCAGUUCUGGAUCAGGAAUGCAACAAUUUGCUGGGGCAGGGGGGGAGAUGAGGGAUGGACCUUUUCAAUCACGUGCUUCCGGAGGGGCCCUGACUAGUGUCCUCUUCACUGCUGACAGAUACCGAAGCGCGGUCUCUACACCCCUGGGCCUAUGUUCCCCCUCGGCCCGUAUCAGCUUCUUAGAUCUGGGUUGGAGCCUUGACCUGCCCUUUUCUCCCAUACCAGACUCGAAAGCGGAUGCAUCCAUUUCUGUGGUAGGCUAUAGGAAAGCGGACAGCGCCCCCAGCGCCUGGGAGGCCUGGCUGGGGCGGCACUUAACGGAAAACCUGAAAUUGGUGAUGGACGACUCGGUUUCAGCCUCAUUCUUACAAAGAAGGCUGGAGAGAGAUGGCCUGAGGUAUAGGGAAAGGACGACAAGUAAAUCUGCCCUCGCCUACAUUUCCCAACAUGCAAUGCGAAGCCGGGAAGCUGACGACACAUCGGACAGUUACCCUGCUAGUCAGACGACGGCGCAGGACCCUCGGACUCCAUUUCCCAUCGGCCCUGUGGGGAGUGGCGGAAACCCGCCCCGCCCCUCAUUGUGCGGCUCCUACUAAACGGAAGGGGCC